Molecule: messenger RNA, 3407 nt
Organism: Panicum virgatum (switchgrass)
Lineage: Eukaryota; Viridiplantae; Streptophyta; Magnoliopsida; Poales; Poaceae
Product: phytoene dehydrogenase-like
Exons: 16
Coding region: 100-1683 (527 amino acids)
Molecular function (GO): oxidoreductase activity
Source: RefSeq, a predicted model, not a curated record
GUGUGUGGGGUAUACAGACGAACACCUCGCGCCUCGCGGGGACAAACCAGCCACUCGUCGCCGCGCGCUCCUCGACUCCUGGAGCUUCCUGCGGACGGAAUGUGUGGGUGCUCGGCUCUCGUCGCCGGAGGUCGGCCGCCUCCGUCCUCCAUUCCUCUCCGGCUCCGCCGCCGCCGAGGGAGCUCCGUGCGGGCAGAGGUCUCGCCAGGCGGCGAGUCCGAGCGGAAGAAGGUCGCCGUCGCGGGCGCCGGCUGGGCCGGCCUUGCCGCCGCGCACCACCUCGUCAAACAGGGGUACGAUGUCACGCUUCUCGCCGCAGAGAACGGCCCAACCGAGGAGGUUGGCCUCAGAGGAUUCUGGCAUCCGUACCGCAACAUCUUCGCUUUAGUCGAUGAGCUGGGGAUCUCGCCUUUCACGGGAUGGAAUAAAGCGGCCUACUAUUCUCCAGAGGGACUUACAGUCGAAUUCCCCAUAUUUCAUAACCAGCCACGGUUACCAGCACCCUUUGGAGUCUUUGCAUAUCCAGAGUUCCCUAACCUUCCUUUGAUUGAUAGGUUGACAUCAAUUCCUGUCAUAGCUGCAGUCAUUGACUUUGACAACACAGACACUGCUUGGAGGAAAUACGACUCAAUGACUGCAAGAGAGCUUUUUAAGAUGUAUGGUUGCUCUCAAAGGCUCUACAGGGAAGUCUUUGAGCCAGCUAUUCAGGCAGCCCUGUUUGCUCCUGGUGAGCAGUGUAGUGCAGCUGCAACACUGGGGAUGUUGUACUAUUAUAUGCUCUCUCAUCAGGAAAAUUCUGACUUCUUGCUAUGCCGUGGUGACGUAGAAGGAAAAUUUUUCUCUCCCUGGCUGCAAUCAUUAGAGAUGGAAGGCUUAAAAUUUGUACCAAACAAAGUUCCAUCAAGCUUGACUAUAGAUACGGAUAGUGGAUGCAUCUCUGCUAUUGUCUGUGGUGACGAGAUAUAUAAGGCAGAUGCAUUUGUUUCAGCCAUGGGACUCUCUUCUCUACAGUCCAUUGUCAAAAACAGUCCAUUCCUAUGGUCUCAUCGAGAAUUCGCCAAUCUUCUUCACCUGUCUACAGUCGACGUGAUCUCUAUAAAAUUAUGGCUUGACAAAAAGAUCACAAUUCCAAAUGUUGCGAAUGUAUGUCCUGGUUUUGAUGAUUCAUCUGGCUGGACGUUCUUUGACCUUACCUCAAUAUAUGAUGAUUAUUACGAAGAACCAAUGACAGUAGUGGAGGUUGAAUUUUAUAAUGCUAGCCGGCUGAUAACUCUAAGUGAUGAUGAUAUUGUCUCUGAAGCUUCAUUGCAUCUUAUCAAGUGCAUACAAGAUUUUGAGGGUGCUACUGUGAUCCAAAAAUCAGUCAAAAGAUCUCCUAAAUCUGUAAUCAACUUUCUUCCAGGUUCUUACAAGUACACACCAAGAGGAUCAACUUCAUUUCCGAAUUUGUUUAUUGCUGGUGAUUGGAUUGUCAACCGACAUGGGUCCUUUUCAAAAGAAAAAGCAUAUGUGACUGGACUCGAGGCUGCUAAUAGGAUGGUAGACUAUUUUGGCACUGGGGACUUUGCCAAAAUAAUUGCAGUUGAAGGAGAUGAGCCUCAUAUAGAGACAUUGCGUAGUCUCAGCAGAAGAGCCAAUGAACUGAAGUCACAGAUUCCUUUCUCGGAGUUCUUUCUCCAAUGAUGUGGUUCGGGUUUUUCCAUAUGACUGUUGACCGAUGCCCAUUGUUUGUAGGCCCAUAUGUAAAAGUGAAAGUGGCUUGCACAGGUUUAUCUCGUGGUUUCAGUAUUUGUUGAAACAAACAUAUAUAUACAACCUCUUCCAUCAUUAGACCAGAGAGUUGUCUCAGGUAUAACUUCCCUUCCUCAUCAUUUCCACAAACUCUUCAUAGUCGAUAUUCCCAUCCUGUGAAUUCAGUGGGGGCGAUGAUUAAAUCUAUGCAAAUGGAACUGGUUAGUCAGAAGAAUAUUCUUACCUUGUCUCUAUCAACUUCGUCUAGUACUUGUUUGAUGCUUGCUUCAUCACCCAUUCCAUGCUCUGCCAUGGCUUGUUCCAGUUCGUCUCUUGUUAUGUACCUGCAGUUGUUAUGUAUGUUGUCUCCGGUUAAUCAUACUAAACCUUUUUUGUUUUUAUUAAUAAUGAUUCCAACCAAGUGAAACAACAAAGUGAAGGUAGCAUGUAUUGAGCAUUGUUAAUUUGUUAUAUGAACAAACUGAGUGGCAUGUAAUUUGCCUUUACAAAUUCUAGCAUUUUUCAAUUACAUAGCUCUUCAUCAAGAUGAUGCGUGGAAAAUAAAUUAAUUUCUUGGUUGGACAGAAUUAAUUUUACCCGCUGUUAUCUUUGUCAAAGUAUUGAAAUGCACGGAUUAAAUCCUCCUCCUUUUCCAGUUUAUGUUUAUUCAUCAUGGCAGUAAGGAACUCCGUGUAAUCAAUGCUGCCACUCUUGUCCACGUCAACCUGCACCAACAUAUGAUUAUUGAAGCAUUUCAUAUACUUAACUUAGUGAAAGGCUGGAAAUGAAACGAAAUAAGCAAUCUUACUGCUUCCAUAAGCUUCUGAACCUCUGCUUCACUAAUCUUCGAUCCUAGCUUUCUCAGUCCUUCCUUCAGUUCUUCGACUGUGAUCGUGCCACUCUUGUCUGUAUCCAUGUUAUUGAACAUCUGCUUCAAUCCCUUUAUCUCCUCUGGCGAUAGGUUCUCCGCGAUCACCUUACCAUGGAAGGAAACAAUCUGUCAACUCAAUUUGACGCAGGCGAAGAAGUAGUUAUUCUUCUUGUUAAGGGACCGCGCUAUCAAUAGGUCUGUCAGGUGCAUCUUUGAGCCACGGAUGUUCUGCAUAGAGUAGUCAUUCAUUUGUUUGGGAUGAAAUAUGAGCCAUACAGAUGCAGAUGAAGUUUGCAUUCACAGCUGAAGCGAUAUAUGAACAGGCAGUUAAAGAGUGAUACGUAGGGCCUGUGCUGCAGUAAUUCGCUUCUGAGGAUCUCUGUCCAACAUUUUCCUAAUGAGAUCCUUUGCACUUUCAGAUAUGGAGGGCCACGGGAGGGAGCUUAAAUCAAGCUGGCCGAACAGUAUAGCAUCAAAUAUGCCCUUCUCUGUUUCUGCUCGGAUAUGUGCAAAUACUGACAAUUAGGCUCUGAUGCUGAGGUAAUGUAAGUAUGUUAGGAUGAAGAUGUCUGAACACUCACCUGCCCAGAAAGGCGGUGACCCACACAGAAGAAUGUAUAAGAUCACUCCGGCGCUCCACACAUCAAUUUCUUUGCCGUAAUUCCGGCGCAGUACCUCUGGCGCCACGUAGUAUGCACUCCCCACAAUGUCCUUGUAAACGUUACCUGCAUUGGUUGUCUAUAGUGAUUAGGUUUAUUGCAACUUCUGGCCCCAGCUUAAGCUUGGAAAAAGAAAUCUUUUGUUU